Didymodactylos carnosus is the source of this 3555-nucleotide messenger RNA. Lineage: Eukaryota; Metazoa; Rotifera; Eurotatoria; Philodinida; Philodinidae. The record is from the annotation of a GenBank genome assembly.
AUGAAUCCUGGAUAUGAAGGCAGAACAGAAUUACCCGAAAGUGUUAAAAUAUUAUUUCGACCAACUGUUUGCAUUGUUCCUGAUAAUCAAUAUAUAUGUGAAAUCAAAUUAUUUGCUAAUGGUUUUAUGAAUGCUAAAGUAUUGGCAAAAAAGAUUAUUACAUUGUAUCGAAAUGCUAUGAAAUUAUUAUCAAAACAAUAUCACUAUGAUUGGAGUCUAAGAGGAAUUAAAGCCGUUUUAACUAUGGCCGAACAGUUACGUCGAACAAUAAUGAAAGAUGCAUCAGAAGAAGUUAUUCUAUUACGAGCAUUAAGAGAUAUGAAUUUAACAAAAUUUGUUUAUGAUGAUAUUAAUUUAUUUCUUGGAUUGAUUAAUGAUCUAUUUCCAAAUGUUGAUUGUCCAAGAAUAUACUAUGACAAUUUUAAUCGAGCAAUCGAAGAUGUUUUAAAUGAAAAAAAUUAUAUUUUAGUACCAGAGCAAAUUGAAAAAAUUAUACAAUUAUAUGAAACAAUGAUGACAAGACAUUCAACGAUGAUAGUUGGACCAACAAGUGGUGGAAAAACAGUGAUACUAAAUACUAUGGCCGAUGCUCAAACAAAACUAGGCAAUAAAACAUUAUUAUAUGUUUUAAAUCCAAAAGCAAUGACCGUUAUUGAAUUAUACGGUUUUCUUGACCCAUUGACACGUGAAUGGACAGAUGGCGUAUUAUCAAAUAUUUAUCGUACAAUCAACAAAUUGACAAUAAAAAUGGAGAGACGAUAUAUUGUGUACGAUGGUGAUGUUGAUGCAUUAUGGAUUGAAAAUAUGAACAGUGUAAUGGAUGAUAAUAAACUGCUGACAUUGGCUAAUGGUGAACGAAUUCGUUUACAAAAUCAUUGUGCUAUGUUAUUCGAAGUUGGUGAUUUACAAUAUGCAUCACCUGCAACUGUAUCUCGUUGUGGCAUGGUUUAUGUUGAUCCCGAAAAUCUUGGACCUCAUCCGAUAUGGAAACGUUGGUUAAAGAUGAAUUUAGCUGAUCGACCAAGUGAACAAGAAUACUUAGACGAUUUGUAUAGUCGAUAUAUAAAAAAUAUAUUAAAUUUUAUUUAUGAAGGUAAAACUGAGACUAGUCAACGUUCAAGAAUGAAAAUGAUCAUACCGUUAACACAAGUGAACAUUGUCGUACAAUUAACAAAGUUAUUAGAGUCAUUACUGAUAAGACCAUUUUUAAAUGAUAGAAAAACGCAGAUUACACAUGAAUUUAUUCAUUCAAUUUAUAUUGAAUGUAUGAUAUGGUCAUUUGGCUCAUGUUUAAAACAAAAUGAUCGUGUGAUAUUAGAUGGUUAUAUAAAAUAUUUAUGUCCAAUGCCAACUGGAUUAAGUGGCAUAAAAGCAAAAGUUGGAGAAAUUCCCAUUGAAAAACCGUUAUUAUUCGAUCAUAUAUUUCAAACAGAAUCAAAUCAAUGGAUGAAAUGGAAUGACAUCAUUGAACCAUAUGAACAUGAUCGAACAAAACGUUUUAGUGAAUUAUUGGUGAGUACAGUUGAUACUGUUCGAUUAGAAUGGUUAAUUGCAUCAAUGAUAGCCAUACAUCAGCCAAUACUCAUUGUGGGUGAUACCGGUACAAGUAAAACGGCCACAAUUCGUUCUUAUAUUCGAAAGUUAAAUCCAGAACGUUAUGUAUCAUUAAUUUUAAAUUUUUCAUCACGUACGAAAGCCAUCGAUGUACAACGUUCUAUUGAAGUACAAGUGGAAAAACGAGCCAAAGAUAUAUGGGGACCACCUCCUGGAACCAGAUUAGUUUUAUUUUUAGAUGAUGUAUCAAUGCCACAUAUUGACACAUAUGGUACGCAACAAUCUACAGCAUUGCUCAAAUUAUUCAUUGAAAAACGUGGAAUAUACGAACGUUUUGAUGCGCGUGUAUGGAAAUUUAUAUCGGAUACAGAAAUCAUUGCUACAAUGGGCACACCAGGUAUACUCGUUGGAAUACGAUCGCAAUUAAGAGUUUCAGACUUUUGGGAGUUCUUCACGGAGAGAGAAAAACAAAUCGGUGGUGGACGUAACCCGAUGGAUCCACGAUUCGUAUCCCAUUUCAGUGUAUUUUAUGUGUCUCUACCAAGUCACGAAACACUAUUUCGAAUAUUUUCAACCAUUUUACAAGGUCACGUAGCUUUAUUUCCGUAUGAAGUUCGUGAAUUAAUACCAAGUUUAAUUGCCACAACGUUACGAAUCUAUGAAGGUGUUUUAAAAUAUUUAGCACCUACUCCUACAAAAUUCCACUACGUCUUUUCUCUACGUGAUUUAUCUCGUCUUGUCCAAGGUUUAAUUCAAACAACGCCCGAACGAUUUGAUACUGUGUCAAAAUUUAGUCGAGUAUGGGUUCACGAAUGUAUUCGAAUAUUUAGCGAUCGUUUGAAUGAUCAAAAAGAUCAGGAAAUAUUCAAUAAUAUAUUACAAACAGCGAUUGAAAAAAAUUUUCUGCUGAAAAAUCAUAUGGACUAUCUAAUGAGAACACCGAUACUCUUUGGUGAUUUUCGAAAUGUAUUACAAGAAGGAGAAGCUAAAAUAUAUGAAGAUUUACAGGAUUAUCAAGCUGUCAAAGCAGUAUUUGAAGAAAUAAUAAUUGAAUAUAAUGAACAACACGAUAAAUUAGAAAUAGUUUUAUUCAAUGAUGCAUUAGAACAUUUGAUACGUAUUUAUCGUGUGUUAAAAUUGGAUUGUGGCCAUAUGUUGUUAAUUGGAUCGGGUGGAUCGGGAAAACAAUUGUUAUCACGUAUUGCUGCAUUUACAGCUGAUUGUCAUCUAUUUGAAAUACAAUUAACACGCAACUAUAGUGAGACAUCAUUCCGUGAAGAUCUGAAAAUACUUUAUAUCCAAGUUGGACUAAGAAAUAUUAAAACCGUAUUUAUAUUAAGCGAUGAUGUCAUCGUUGAAGAAGGGUUCUUAGAAUAUAUUAAUAAUAUGUUAUCAUCAGGCAUGGCUCCGACACUGUUCACUGAAGAAGAACGUGAUGGCAUUAUAUCAGAAAUAAGAGAAGAAGCAACACAAAAUGGUCGACUAUUAUCAAAAGAAAAUGUUUGGGAUUAUUUUAUUAAAAAAUGUACAACUAAUUUUCAUAUUAUUCUAUGUAUGAAUCCCAUUGGUGAAACACUUCGAAAUCGAGCAAGAAAUUUUCCAGCAUUAAUUAAUAAUACAACAAUCGAUUGGUUUAUGAAAUGGCCUCAACAAGCAUUAUACGCUGUAGCUGAAUAUUUUGUUUCUCGAUUUAAAUUCAUGUCGGAUCAAUAUACAAAUGAUAUUGUCGAACAUAUGGCAAUGGUACAUGAAAGUACUCAUUUCUAUUGUGAUAUGUUUACAGAAAAAAUGCAUCGUAGUGCCUAUGUUACACCAAAAAAUUAUUUGGAUUUUAUUCACACAUAUUUGAGUUUAUAUAAACGUAAAAGACAAGAAAUAGUUCAACAAUCAGAGAGACUCAAUGUGGGAAUAAUAAAGAUUGAUGAGGCCAGCACUGUCAUCGAGGCAAUGGAUCGCCAUCUACAAAAGCAAAGAAACGAAUUAAGUAAUAAUGCGUAUUAA